Miscanthus lutarioriparius is the source of this 558-nucleotide messenger RNA. Lineage: Eukaryota; Viridiplantae; Streptophyta; Magnoliopsida; Poales; Poaceae. The record is from the annotation of a GenBank genome assembly.
AUGACAGAGCUUGAUGAAAAGGGAAAGGAGUUGCAGGCGACCAGAGGGGAGGUCGCCCACCUCAAGGAGCAAGUGCGCGCCGUGAGAGACAAGCACGCGGGCGACGUCGCUCAGCUCAAGGAGGCGUUGAGCGUCGCAAAUGCUCACCGCGCGGCCGAGGUCCGCCGACUCGCGGAUGAGCAUCACGAGGCACGCACCGCGCAUGGCAAGGAGAUGAAAGCAGAGCGCACGUCCGAGGAGGAGCACGCGGAUGGCGUCGCUCGGCUCAAGGAGAAGCACGCGGCUGAGGUCGGCCGACUAGCAGACGACAAGGCAGAGCGCGCGGCCGAGGUGGCUAAGCUCCAGGACGAGCACGCUGCUGCUGUCGAUCGGCUCAAGGAGGAGCACGCGGCCGACGUCGCCCGCGUGAAGGACGGCGCGGACAAGGAGGUGCAGGAUGCCAAGAAGAACUUCGUGCUCCGCCUCUUCCCAAAACUGGACGUCUCACUGCUGGAACGACCAAAGCUCAAGGGAGAUCACGCUGCUGCCGGAACGCCCAAAGCUCAAGGGAGAUCCUGA